UCUACUGAUGUUGAAUUUUCUUGGCUCGCUCGAAAUUUGCAUCCUAUUCCUAAUCAGAAGAUACACUGGCGAUCUUUAGAAGGUCUUCCGAAUAGAGGUGCAGUCAGAUUUUUCCCCAAAGGUCCAUCCACCUGCAAACUACAAUUGACAGUCUCAUAUGAGAUUCCUGAAAUUAUGAUUCCAGUUGCAGCGGUGAUUCAGCCAUUCAUGGAAGGAUUGCUUGAACAAGGCUUACAAAGAUUCGCCAUAGUUGUCAAAGAGUAUCAGAGAAAGAUCUCACAGCGCUAACCUGCCGGCCAUCUUUAUGAUGCUAGCAAGCCAGGAUAGAGAAGAGGCUCAAAUAUUCACACCCGGUUAGUCAGCAUUCCUUCAAUAUACACCUGGCCAAUGCUUCUGUGAUCCUGAUCAAAGAUCAAACCAAGAGAUUUUGAUGGUGAAUAUGACUUGACUUGCCGCAUCCAUUCAGAAUUUAAGCUUUAAUUUUUGUUUUUACAAAAAAUGUGAUUGCUUGGUAAUUUUCUGGUCCUUAGACAUAUGCAUGUAUACAUGUAAGAAUCACUGCUUGAUCAGUAUUUUCAAUUACCUUUUACUAAGAGUAUA
Messenger RNA from Zingiber officinale, 600 nucleotides. RefSeq lists its product as uncharacterized. Lineage: Eukaryota; Viridiplantae; Streptophyta; Magnoliopsida; Zingiberales; Zingiberaceae. The record is from RefSeq and is a predicted model, not a curated record. The annotation marks the transcript as partial. The transcript has 5 exons.